Messenger RNA from Phoenix dactylifera (date palm), 1763 nucleotides. RefSeq lists its product as uncharacterized. Gene Ontology annotation, molecular function: ATP hydrolysis activity; ATP binding. NCBI's taxonomy places the organism in Eukaryota, Viridiplantae, Streptophyta, Magnoliopsida, Arecales, Arecaceae. The record is from RefSeq and is a predicted model, not a curated record.
GCUCCUUGUCUCUGUGCUCCGUAUGCGUCGUCUCUCCGCUCUUGGAGAGGGAGGGAUACCGGAAGCGGAGAGAGAGAUACAUCGAGAGAUCUAUUGGCGGCCUCCGUCGCCCUCUCCGUGGCGGCCUCCGAGGAGUGAUGGGGGACGAACCGUUGCCCACCCGCUGGACGUUCGAGGAUUUCAAGCUAUAUUAUGAUGUGAGGUUUGGAAGAAAGGAGGAACCGAAGGAAGAGGUUACGGAUUCAAGCUUCAAUGUUAAUGGGAGUCAUGCAAAUGGAGUGAUGAAUGCCGGUGGGAGCGUAAAGAAAUCGUCCGACCUGGCCGUAUACGAGCAGUUUGAGCGGCAGAAGGCAAAAAUGGAACCACGCCUGGGAGCUAUUUCAGACAGGGCCGAUGAAAUGCUGCAUAGACCUCUGCUUCCUCCUCUUGAAUCUGCAGAAAUGCGUACCCUGGCGGAGACACUAUGCCGAGACAUCAUUCAUGGGAGUCCAGACGUUAAGUGGGAAAGCAUUAAAGGACUAGAGAAUGCAAAACGACUUCUUAAAGAAGCAGUUGUUAUGCCCAUCAAAUAUCCCAAGUACUUCACUGGUCUUCUAUCGCCUUGGAAAGGUAUUUUGCUUUUCGGCCCUCCAGGAACAGGGAAGACAAUGCUUGCAAAAGCUGUGGCUACCGAAUGCAAGACUACGUUUUUCAAUAUUUCAGCAUCAUCAAUUGUCAGCAAAUGGCGUGGUGAUUCAGAAAAGCUAGUGAAAGUUUUAUUUGAGCUUGCCAGGCACCACGCACCAUCAACAAUAUUUCUUGAUGAGAUUGAUGCAAUCAUUAGUCAACGUGGUGAAGCACGUAGUGAGCAUGAAGCGAGUCGACGUUUAAAAACUGAGCUACUUAUACAGAUGGAUGGUUUGACAAAGACAGAUGAGCUUGUAUUUGUUUUAACAGCAACAAAUCUGCCUUGGGAACUAGAUGCAGCUAUGCUCCGGCGUCUUGAGAAGCGGAUUCUUGUACCUCUUCCAGAACCAGAAGCAAGGCGAGCAAUGUUUGACGAGCUUUUGCCAUCAGUCCCUGGAGGAGCAGAAAUUCCUUAUGAUAUUCUGGUGGAAAGGACAGAAGGCUAUUCAGGCUCAGAUAUUCGUUUAGUAUGCAAAGAGGCAGCCAUGCAGCCGCUGAGACGAUUAAUGACACUUCUAGAAAGUAGACAAGAACAGGUGCCUGAGGAUGAGUUGCCAGAAGUUGGUCCAGUGAAACCUGAGGAUAUGGAGCUGGCUCUGAAAAAUACAAGACCAUCAGCUCAUCUACAUGCUCAUCGCUAUGAAAAAUUCAAUCAGGAUUAUGGCAGCCAAAUUCUUGUUUAAAGGAGUUCUUAAUAUGGCUUCAUUCAGAAAACCAUGAUUGAUUUGGAGCACUUCACCACAUCAUGGAAUUUAACAUAAGUAGAGGAUCACCUAAUCAUUGCAAAUUAGCUACUAUUUUAUUCUGCAACUGCCCAAGAGGGAGACAUCAAUGGUUGGACGCAUCAACUGCCCUUAGUCAAAAGUGUAGUACAUUUAUAACUUAAUGUGCUAAAAGCUAGUUACAGCUUCCAUUGAUCUUUUCUUUAGACUGAUGGUGAGAAAUUAUUUUAUUAUAGAAUAUAUUUAGAUAGUAGCAUUUCCAUUAUGUUUCUGGUUCAUGUACAAUUAUACUGCUCAGAACAUUGAAUCAAACAAUCCAAGCUCGAUUGUUCAGUGUACUUCCCCAGAAAGUAUUAUGUUAGAGCAGUUAUCUUG